Diaporthe citri is the source of this 2097-nucleotide messenger RNA. RefSeq lists its product as uncharacterized. The transcript has a single exon. NCBI's taxonomy places the organism in Eukaryota, Fungi, Ascomycota, Sordariomycetes, Diaporthales, Diaporthaceae. Bases 1 to 2097 code for a protein of 698 amino acids. The record is from RefSeq and is a predicted model, not a curated record.
AUGGUGGACAUUUCGGCCUCUGGAGAGCUUGACGUAGGUCGGCUCAGGUACAAUUUCGCGAACGCGACACAGUCCGAGAAAGAGACGGUCAUCAGGAACCACCUGCCACCCCCAGACCCACGCAGGCGGUUAAGGCUUGGACGAUCCUCCAUCGAGAAAGUCGACUUCGUCCUGGAGAAGCGUGAGCACUGGUCAGCCAUCAGGCUGCAGGAGUAUCGCAGGGACGAGAAGGCUCUGCGAUUGGGGCCUAGGAGGCCUCUUCCGAGCACGAGACGAGAUCUUCCAGAUCUGUCAGGAGAUUCUCAACCAGACACCGAGGAACCUGGUGACCAGUCUCCCUCAGCUACGCCACCCCUGAUCGACUUUGAACGGAGCCUUGAGGCAGCCCCAGGAAUACCGCUGAGGAAAGACUACAGGCAGCACGCUAAGGAUGUCUGCGUGCUUGUUCCGUUUCAGGAGGGAAAACAUGGCUUCGCACGAGAAGUAACAGAUCGUGUGGACGUUGAAGUGAUCAGGCUCUGGCUCAGUCGCUGUGAAAACAGGCACAAUCUCUGUUCUCAGCGGAUCUCGGACUCGUACCCACCCGGACUGAUCCUCAUCGAUGCGGUGAAAAUGUGCCUUGUUCCGGUAGCAUCGCACAAUCCGGUUCGCUACAUGGCGCUGAGCUAUGUGUGGGGAUAUAUUGCCCAGCCAAUUUUGACAAAAGCAGCCUUAGAAAAGUGGGUUUCAGAUGGUGAGCUGAAAGACGUUGAGAUCCCUCAGACUAUACGAGAGGCAAUCAUGCUGGUCCAGAUGAUCGGUUACCGGUACAUUUGGGUUGAUGCUCUGUGCAUCGUGCAGGACGAUGCAGCUUCCCGCCAUGCACAAAUCUCGCAGAUGCACGAGAUUUACCGACAUGCUGAUAUGACGAUCGUGGCCGCUGGCGGAGACAACUGCUCAGAAGGCCUGCCGGGUGUCACGCUUGCGAAGGACAGGGUGUACAAGCAUCGCCGAUAUGAAUUGCCUGGAUUGUGCUUGAUGAAGGCUCCAUCGAGCACCAAGCACAGCGUUGAAAUGUCGCCGUGGAGGACACGUGGAUGGACGUUUCAGGAGGAGCUAUGCUCACGCAGGACAUUGGUUCUUCUUCCUGAAGUCAUGUUCUUCUCAUGCGCUUCAGCUGUGUGGAGAGAAGACAUCCAACUAGAAGCUGAGGACACUCUCCCAAGGUCGGAAGAGGGACUGAUGUCGCUGGCCUCGGUGCUACACCAAAAGAAUCCUGGAAAUAACCUGGAUUUGCUUUUGCUCUUCAGGGACUUGGUGAAGAAAUACAUGCAGCGUACACUCAGCAGAACUGACGACAUGGAAAACGCAUUUGCUGGUGUCGCCGGCAUCCUUGAACCAGUGGUCGGUCCGGCAUAUCAUGGAAUCCUAGAGCGCAUGUUCGCCGAAGUGAUCCAGGGCUGCUGGUUCUGGGACACCAGCCUUCAGCGCCGGGCAGGUUUCCCUUCGUGGUCAUGGACAGGUUGGAUCUACCGCCGGGAACAAGCUGAUGUCGGCAUCCAGCCGUUGAGCACCGCCUCGGACAUGAGCAAAAUGCUGGCAUUCUACAAAAUUGGGCCCUCAGGCAUUCAAAUUCUCGGACAGUCAUGUCUGGCUGGGCAUAGAGGCGGUGGAUUCCUACCAGGGAUGGAUGUCGAAUUGCGAAGUCAUUUCAUUCCCAACGAAGACGACAUAAAAUCGAAGAACGAGUUAUUACUGAACCAAGGAGGGUUCUCGGGCGGGUUGAUUGCUUUUCACACGAGUAUUGCGCAUCUGAGACUUCGUACGCCACCGGGUGACUUCGUUGGUUCGUCGCGAGAGUAUCGUGUUUUCCAUCCUCAGACGAACCAGCAAAUCACAAGCAUACGUCUCAACGUCUCCUAUGUGGCUCAAAAAGGCACCAUGCUGCCGUUCAUCGUUGUUGAUUACGACCAGGAAAGGCGAUCUUUCCGACUCAUGCUUAUUUCUAUGGAAGGGAACACAGUCGAGAGGGUCAACGUCACAUCACAGGGCCGUCUCGUCAAAGAGAGUGACUGGAAAGACGCAAGUCCCAAGAGAGAGCUGGUUUUCAUGUCAUGA